Meyerozyma guilliermondii ATCC 6260 is the source of this 501-nucleotide messenger RNA. RefSeq lists its product as uncharacterized. Lineage: Eukaryota; Fungi; Ascomycota; Pichiomycetes; Serinales; Debaryomycetaceae. The record is from RefSeq and is a predicted model, not a curated record. The coding region runs from base 1 to 501 and encodes 166 amino acids. The transcript has a single exon.
AUGCAAUUCUUUACUUCCAAAACGAUUUUAUAUGCUAGAGUUGUAUUUUUGUUUACCAUAUGCUAUUUUGCGGCCGUGAAUCCUGGAUAUCUUUUGGGAAGUCAUUUCCUAUUGUUGCUUGGCCAGGCCAUGGAACUUCCUAUGAUACUUCCGGUAAUCGAGACCGACGGUGAUUCGGUAUUUUAUGGCAUCAUUAGUCUCUUGUUCGGGUUGCAAGCGGUUGGGGAUUUGAUUCCUUUGUUGGCAGAAAAUGUUGAUUACUUUGAAACCAUCGUUCCCACCAGAUUGACAAUUUUCUUUUUCCUUGCUGCCUAUGCCUAUAUUUCCAAGAGUUUGACAUUUGGCAACAAUGCGGUGUUUGUAUACUCGUUCUUCGAAGUUUGGUUCAACUUUUUGAUUUUCAACAAUUUGCGUGAUGAAAAAUUUUAUAGAUUAAAGCAUUUUGUGGAAAAGCAUGGCGACCAAAUUCAACCAUCAGCCGAUGUGAUUGUUGAAUCUUGA